AUGGAAUGCUUGUCACUCCCCCAGUUUUUCAACCAUGUGGUUGAUCAUAAACACAGUUUAAAUGUCUCUACAUUGCGAGAUUUUUUGUUUAAUAAUUUGUUAGAUUUUUUUUUAUAAAUUUCCUAACCUGUGCAUUUACAAACUGCAGUCAGCAUGUCUGUGUCCGAAGAGAUUAAUUUUCAAACCCAGAUUGCGUCUGUUUUGGAUUCACUUGCAAAGGUGGCCGUCGUUGAAAUAACAAAACUAUUCGAGAGUCGAUUGCUUGCUUCGGGAGCCACCAUUCUCAUUGAAAGGCAGACGGAACUAAAUGAAACACUUCUAUCCGUGGAGACGGUAAAGAAACAUGCCAACAAAGGUGUUCGCAGUAUUGGAAUUCAAGUAGAUGAGACGACGACGUCCUCAGAGUUACCAGAUUUAAGACGGUACUCGUCCUUGGGUGGGGGUAGUGAUUCUUUGUAUAUGAGCAAAGAAAAGUGUUCUGAAGCACGUUACGUCCCUCUGCUGGAGACUAAAACAUCUGCUGACAUCAAGUUCCCUUUUCUAGAAGAGGAUGUGGAGGAGGACAGUCUAGGGCCAGACUCUCCAACAAACACUGAGCCAGAAGGAAAACAAGUCAUCUGUACUGCCUCUGUGGAUUCAAGCCACCUUUCAAGUUCUGUUCAAAGUUCCACAACUGAGCUGAAACACCAGCCCCUUAAGACUGAACCACAUGAUGGACUCGACACAGAAAGCCUGACUAAAGUCUGCCUAAUCGUUUCAAAGGCAGAGGAGCAGGAUUCAACACCACAGCCAGAAUGUAUAGAAACGCUUGUCCAGGUGGAGCCUCAGCAAGCCAGUGUGAGCACUGCCAAGGGCAAAGCCUACAGCCCCUCUUCCUCAGAUGGGGCUUUGGCUCCUAUACAGGCUGGUAGUAAAGUACAGUCUAUUGAUGUACGGAACCCUUCCUCUAUGAUAAUGAAGAAAAAGAAGGUGGCCUUCAAGUUGGGGAAGAAGAAGAAAAGGAAGGUGGCUCUUAAGGUGGACCAGACCCGCAAGGAGCAAAAAUUGACAAGACCCUGUUCAGUACAGCUGGUGAACCUUUUAUUGGAUCCUAGAGGGAAGAGGCCCAGCACUGGCUACUGUAACAACAGCAAGAAGUGUCCCAUGCCAAAGGACCUCAAGACCCACCAGGGCCUCCACACGGGCAGACGUCUCUGCUGCUUCACUCAAUGUGGAAACGGCGUCUGGCGGCUUCAGGGCGUCCUCUCCCCGAGCCGCGCCCAUGCCUGCAAGAUCUGCGGGAAGAGAUUCAAGCGCAGGAAGAUUCUAAGGAGACAUGAGCGCUUCCACACUGGAGAAAAGCCGUACUCGUGUUCCCAGUGCUCCAAGAUGUUCGCCCUGCGGAAAAGCCUCCGCAGACACGAGAGGUUCCACACAGGGGACAAGCCUCACCGCUGCACCCAGUGUGGGAAAAGCUUCCGGCUCAGGGACAAUCUGAAGGCUCACCUGCGGUUUCACACUGGCGAGAGACCUUUUACCUGCUCCCUCUGUUCAAAGAGUUUCAGAAUCCUCCGUAACCUUGAGCAACAUAGCGUUGUUGUUCACUCUGAUGCGACCGUGAAAUAGCUAACUUGCAAGAGAAACAGGACAAUGCCAAAGCAUCAGUGCUAAUCAGCCUUCAUUGGCUGGUUAUGUAGGCCGCAUUACAAAACUGUUCUACCUCUAAGUCAAACUACUAAAUAUCAUUCCUCAUUUUAAAUAGUGUUAUGGUUGUAAAUAACAGUUAUGACUUAAGAUGGGGACAGUGGAAAUAUCUGAAAGGUGACGGUCAAUAAUUCUGCAUGGAUUUGGAAUAUCUAGAAUGAUCAUAUACGGUGUCCUCUAAUUAUUGGGACAGUGAAGCGUUUUUCUUCUUUUGGCUCUGUAUUCCAAAAGUUUGUAUUAAAAAUCAAACAUUUGCUAUGAGGUUGAAGUAUAGAUUCUCACCUUUAUUUGAUGGAAUUUCAUUCCUAAAAAUGAAAACAUUACAAAAACCUACCUCAAAAAGGUCACUCCCAUAUAAUAAUAUGGUUGAGCCCUAAAGGCCAGCUUGUUUUUCUGCUGUUAUGUGCUGUGCUCAACACCCUGAGUGAUAAACAGGCCAAGAGAAAAGUUUAAAAAUAAAAUAAAAAAUCCUGCAGAUCCACAGCAUGUCACACAUCUGUGAAAUAUGGGGCAGUCAAUGGGUUACAGACCUCAGGUUAUUGCAUACAAAGGAUAUGUGACAAGAUCCUAAACAAAUGUCCACAAUUUUGACCUUAUAAUAAGCUGCCCUAAAACUUUUGACACUCUGAAAUAGGGUGCCUGUGUAUAAAGUGUUUUUUCCCCUAAAUGGUGAAACCAGUAUGUACACAACACUUGAAUAAAAGCUAUGAAUCUAUGUCAUGCUAAUUGUUUGAGUUCACAUCCAGAUGUUUAAAGUCUAGGUCCAAAAGAAGAAGAAAAUGUUUUGCUGUCACAAUAAUGAACAGGUUAUUGUAAGCUUCAGUGGACACUGAUGUUAUAGACAACCUAGAUUCAUAGCCAGUCACAGUGUUUUAGUAUGAGACGUGUAGGAGUUGUUGCUAAUUGAGUGGACAUGAGUGAGAGAAAAAAAGCCAUGCAUUGCAGAACCAAUCCAGUGUCUUUGGGGCCGGUCUUCAUAAUGGAGCAGUACAAGUCUGUGUUGCCAGAACAUAAAGGGCGUAGGUUUUGAAAGCAGUGGGUUUAAGGCUUGUCAUUGCUCAUUGCAGAUGGGCUCUUAGCGACUCUUGAAAAUAACGGACAGUGCACCAUCAUAGUUGGGGCGGCUGGAGAUCUCGAAAGUCUUCUAUUGUGAGACUUGAUGGCCAUAAUGUCCCAAUACAGUAAGCCUAGUUCUAACCCAAAUAGUUCUUUCAAUUAAUAUUUUUCAUUGAGCAUGCUGGACUAGGCUAUGUCUUUCAAAAUGUAAAAAAUAUAAGAUGUUUAUUUUGGGUUCCAACCAUGUGAUGACUAAUUGUUCCUUUGUGUAUGUUUGUUUAUAUAAGUAGAUUUUAAGGUGGGUGUGACAUUUGUAUGAUGUUUUGUACUUUUUAUCGCUUUUAUUAAAUCAUUAUUACAAGUACUAUUGUAACACUGUAAAACUUUCUCUUGGCUAAGCUAUGGUCUCAUGUCCUUUCGGAAAGCACAUUCCUUUUCCCUGUGUCAAGGAAGUAGAGGCGCUUUCUCUGAAGCACAUGAUUACUUGAAAAUGAAAAUAAUUGGGAAGUAUGAUUUAGCCUGUUAUUCUGCAUCUUUAAAUGUCUGUAGAGAAGUUAAUUCAUUGUAGCUGAUGUCUCUGGCUUGGAAUUUUCUGAAGAUAUUAUACAAAUAUUACUAGAUUGCUUUUUUGCAAACUUUUUUACCAAUUAUGCAGUAAUGUGUUCCAAAUAAAAAUAUAUAUUUUUACUGGAGAGUGCUUUUCUGUAAUCUUGUAUGCCAAAGAUAACGUGCACCUUUAUAAAAGACCAAUCAAAUGACGUAAGUUUUAUAGAUGUUGGUAAUGUAAUAGUCUUCUGGGAAUUCCUGAUUGCAAUCAUCCAUCUUGGUUGUGUCUGGCAAUAAAA
Esox lucius (northern pike) is the source of this 3584-nucleotide messenger RNA. RefSeq lists its product as uncharacterized. The transcript is spliced from 4 exons. Lineage: Eukaryota; Metazoa; Chordata; Actinopteri; Esociformes; Esocidae. Gene Ontology annotation, molecular function: DNA-binding transcription factor activity, RNA polymerase II-specific; RNA polymerase II cis-regulatory region sequence-specific DNA binding. Gene Ontology annotation, biological process: regulation of transcription by RNA polymerase II. The record is from RefSeq and is a predicted model, not a curated record. The coding region runs from base 154 to 1605 and encodes 483 amino acids.